GUCCGUCACGGCAGGAUCACAUGACCUCAGUUGACGAAAAUGAAAGCUGGGAGCCGCCAGCUGAAACCUGUGGUGCUUGUUUUGGUUUUUAAUAUAUGUUUUUACGCGAUUUGCCAAACGGCCGAACUGCAGUUAUGUAAGAUGUGCACAGGGACAGUCCUAAAUGGUACGGCAGUGGCCCAGUUCUGCUCCUCGUCCGCUGGUCGGAUUGACGGACGCUGCUGCCUAAAAAAUGGCACCACAGACGACCAUGAACGCAUCAUUGGGUUGGAUUUGUCCAAUUGUUCACUGACUCGGGUGGAUUAUCUUCAGGGAGCAUCGACAUCAUCAAUUAUAGACCUUUCACUUAAUCCAAUUGCCAACAUCAGUGACUCAGCAUUUCAAGGAUUUAUUGACUUAAAUUAUCUAAUUUUGCCAGCAGGCUUAGUUUGUCCAGGAGGCAACACGUCUUGGCAGAAAGUUGAGGUCAAAAAGGAGAAUCGUCUUUGUGAAGGCCAGAACAAUAUGUGCAACCAGACUGGACACAUGUCCAUGGACUGUCCUGAGAACUCCAUCUGCGCCCCCUAUGGUCCAGGCUUCUUUGAGUGCAGCUGUGCAGACAACUACCAUGGUUACAAAUGUCUGCGACAGGGGGAGUUCCCAGCUCUUCAAGUGUUUGGGCCUCUCGGAGCAUCCACGAUUGUAAUCUCUUUCCUGCUGUGGGUCACCCAGAGACGCAAGGCCAAAUCACUGUGAGGCUGAAUGGAUGUUGAUUGUUUUUAUUUUAAUGUGCAAUUAUCUACUGACAUGAAACUGUCAUUUUAAGGGAAAAUUCUGAUGUAAAAUCUGAGGUUAUACCCAGCUUCUUUUAAAUCUAUUACCCCUUUAUGCGGCAGCUACGAUGAAUUUAGGCUCAAUUUUAAAACUGACUUACUAUUAUUUUAACUACAUGGCUUGUGCAAUUUAAAAGUGUAUAAUUUGAAAACAUACAGUGUAGAUCUGUUACAAAUAACCUCCAUUUUUAUAUGCUGACAAAGUAAAUCAGCUUGUGUUUCUCUAAAUUAUCUGCUCUCUGUCAUGCCAGACACAUCCUGACAGAAUUUCAGUUUACACAAACACAAGGACAUCCUGCACUGACAUACGUAUGUUCAAGAAAAUGUAAAUCUGGCAUUUUACACUUUGGUUAUGAUGUUUCUUGCAUGUUAAACAUAAACCAUAACAGAAAAUGUCAUUUUACUUAUCAAGAUUACUGGUCACCUGUUUGUUUUUUGGUUGGUUUGUUUAUGAACUGGGACAUUUAGUAUCAUCACUGCAACACAAUGUUUAUCAGUUUUCACCAUCACAGUGUGAUUACGUUCAAGGCACAUGAAAUAAAAUCUUCACUUCAACAUUGUGACUGUCUCAUAAUUAAGAUUGUUUCAUGCUGGUAACAGAUGUAGCAGCUGUAAAACCCAAACCGGCUCUUUGCAAAUAAGCAAUGUUGAAUUAUGUUCAGAGUUUUAAUGACUACAGAACAGAUUGAACUACCACAGAAACUAAUGUACAUCCAUAAGGUUGGUCUACAUUUGAACAGGUUUUAUAAAGCUGUCACCUAAAUGUCAAACAUUUAAUAUUAAUGGGUCAAUUCAACGCUAAGGCAGUGAAGGUGUCAAAUGCUGCAUUACAUGACUGCCAGAGAAAAACAAAUGACAAACCACUGCGGGAAGAUGUCCCAAUAUGAAACUUGUACCCUAGAGUCAUGUGGUCAUUUUAUGGAAACUGCUUCUUCCUUUUAUUGUCUCCUGUUUUGAUCAGAUCAUCA
Sphaeramia orbicularis (orbiculate cardinalfish) is the source of this 1780-nucleotide messenger RNA. It is a transcript of the gene atraid, whose product is annotated as all-trans retinoic acid-induced differentiation factor. The record is from RefSeq and is a predicted model, not a curated record. The coding region runs from base 40 to 735 and encodes 231 amino acids. Gene Ontology annotation, cellular component: intracellular membrane-bounded organelle. Gene Ontology annotation, biological process: positive regulation of osteoblast differentiation. The transcript has 7 exons. Lineage: Eukaryota; Metazoa; Chordata; Actinopteri; Kurtiformes; Apogonidae.